AUGAUGCCCCAGAAGAAAAAGAAGAGAAAGAAAGACAUUGACUUUCUCGCCCUGUAUGAGGAGGAGCUGCUGAACUAUGCCUCGGAGGACGAUGAGGAGGAGCUGGAGCACGAGUACUACAAGGCCAAAGUGUACGAGGUAGUCACAGCCACGGGGGACGUUCGUGGUGCAGGGACAGAUGCCAAUGUCUUCAUCACCCUUUUUGGAGAGAAUGGGCUCUCUCCCAAGCUCCAUCUCACUAGCAAGAGUGAAUCUGCCUUCGAGAAAGCCAACGUUGACGUGUUCCGGGUGAGGACCAACAAUGUGGGCCUCAUCUACAAAAUCAGGAUCGAGCAUGACAACACAGGCCUGAACGCCAGCUGGUACCUGGAUCGUGUGAUCGUGACCGACAUGAAGCGGCCUCACCUCCGCUACUACUUCAACUGCAACACCUGGCUGAGCAAGGUGGAAGGAGACCGCCAGUGGUGCCGUGACCUGCUGGCCAGCUUCGACCCCAUGGACAUGCCCCGAGGUAACAAGUAUGAAGUCAAGGUGUACACUGGUGAUGUCAUUGGUGCGGGGACUGAUGCUGAUGUCUUCAUCAAUAUCUUUGGAGAGUAUGGAGACACAGGGGAGCGUCGGCUGGAAAAUGAAAAGGACAACUUUGAAAGAGGGGCUGAAGACAAGUUCAUGCUAGAUGCUCCAGAUCUGGGGCAGCUGAUGAAGAUCAAUGUUGGCCACAACAACAAGGGUGGGUCUGCAGGUUGGUUCCUGUCCAAGAUUAUCAUUGAAGAUAUUGGGAACAAAAGGAAAUAUGACUUCCCUCUUAACCGCUGGCUGGCCUUGGACGAAGAUGACGGCAAAAUCCAAAGGGAUAUCUUAGUGGGCGGAGCUGAGACCACAGCUAUCUCGUAUGUGGUCACCGUCUUCACUGGGGAUGUCCGGGGGGCUGGGACCAAAUCCAAAAUCUACCUGGUCAUGUAUGGGGCCAGAGGGAAUAAGAACAGUGGGAAAAUCUUCCUGGAAGGCGGUGUGUUUGACCGUGGCCGCACAGACAUCUUCAACAUCGAGCUGGCUGUCCUCCUCAGUCCCCUGAGUCGGGUGUCCAUCGGGCACGGCAAUGUGGGCGUCAACAGAGGCUGGUACUGUGAGAAGGUGGUGAUUCUGUGCCCCUUCACCGGCAUCCAGCAGACCUUCCUUUGCCGCAACUGGUUGGAUGAGAAGAAGGUGGAUGGGCUGAUUGAGAGGCAGCUCUACGAGAUGGUGUCUCUCAGGAAGAAGAGGCUGAAAAAAUUCCCUUGGUCCCUGUGGGUCUGGACAACCGAUUUGAAGAAAGCUGGUACCAAUUCUCCCAUCUUCAUCCAGAUUUAUGGGCAAAAGGGGCGGACGGACGAGAUUCUCCUGAAUCCCAACAACAAGUGGUUCAAACCGGGCAUAAUCGAGAAAUUUAGGAUUGAGCUCCCAGAUCUUGGCAGGUUUUACAAGAUUCGGGCAUGGCAUGACAGAAGGAGCCCUGGUUCUGGAUGGCAUUUAGAAAGGAUGACCCUGGUGAACACUCUGACCAAGGACAAGUAUAAUUUCAACUGUAAUCGCUGGCUGGAUGCCAACGAGGAUGACAAUGAGAUCGUGAGAGAAAUGACCGCUGAGGGCCCGACCGUGCGGAGGAUAAUGGGCAUGGCCCGGUACCGUGUGACCGUGUGCACUGGAGAACUCGAAGGCGCGGGAACCGAUGCCAAUGUCUACCUGUGCCUUUACGGUGACGUGGGGGACACAGGCGAGCGGCUGCUGUACAACAGCAGGAAUGACAAUGACCUGUUUGAGAAGGGCAAUGCCGACGAGUUCACCAUCGAGGCGGUCACUAUGCGGAAGGUGAGGCGGGUGAGGAUCAGGCAUGACGGCAAAGGCGGGGGCAGCGGCUGGUUCCUGGAGCGGGUGCUGGUGAGAGAAGAGGGGCAGCCAGAGAGCGACAACGUGGAGUUCCCGUGUCUCAGGUGGCUGGACAAGGAUAAGGAUGAUGGUCAGUUGGUCCGAGAGUUGCUGCCCAGUGACAGCAACGCAACACUGAAGAACUUCCGCUACCACAUCAGCCUGAAGACAGGGGAUGUCUCUGGGGCCAGCACAGACUCCAAGGUCUACAUCAAGCUCUACGGGGAUAAAUCUGACACCAUCAAGCAAGUCCUUCUGGUCUCCGACAACAACCUGCAAGACUAUUUUGAACGCGCCCGGGUGGAUGAGUUCACCCUUGAGACCCUGAACAUUGGAACUAUCAGUCGGCUGGUGAUUGGACAUGACAGCACCGGCAUGCACGCCAGCUGGUUCCUCGGCAGCGUCCAGAUCCGCGUGCCCCGCCAAGGCAGGCAAUACACCUUCCCCGCCAACCGCUGGCUGGACAGGAACCAGGCCGAUGGGCGCCUGGAGGUGGAGCUCUACCCCAGUGAGGUCGUGGAGAUCCAGAAACUGGUCCAUUAUGAGGUUGAGGUUUGGACUGGGGACGUGGGCGGCGCAGGCACCACUGCCCGGGUCUACAUGCAGAUCUACGGUGAAGACGGCAAGACAGAAGUGCUCUUCCUCUCCAGCCGCUCAAAAGUUUUUGAUCGCGCGUCCAAGGACACAUUCCAGCUGGAGGCGGAGGAUGUGGGCGAGGUCUUCAAGAUCCGGCUGGGGCACACGGGCGAAGGCUUCGGACCCAGCUGGUUCGUGGACACGCUGUGGCUGCGGCACCUGGUGGUGCGGGAGGUGGACCUCACGCCCGAGGAGGAGGCCCGGAGGAAGAAGGAGAAGGACAAGCUGCGGCAGCUGCUCAAGAAGGAGCGGCUGAAAGCCAAGCUGCAGAGGAAGAAGAAGAAGAAGAAGAAGAAGGGCAGCGACUCGGAGGACGAGGGGGACGAGGAGGAGGAGGAGUCCUCGUCGGAGGAGUCCUCGUCGGAGGAGGAGGAGGAGGAGGAGACGGAAGAGGAGGAGGAAGAGGAGGAGUUUGGGCCUGGGAUGCAGGAGGUGAUUGAGGAGUACAAGUUCGAAGCCCACCGCUGGCUGGCCCGGGGCAAGGAGGACAAUGAGCUGGCCGUGGAACUGGUGCCGGCAGGCCGGCCGGGCCCUGAGCCCAACACCUAUGAGGUCCAGGUGAUCACAGGGAAUGUGCCCAAGGCUGGUACCGAUGCCAAUGUCUACCUGACCAUCUACGGUGAGGAGUAUGGGGACACAGGCGAGCGGCCCCUGAAGAGGUCGGACAAGUCCAACAAGUUUGAGCAGGGACAGACUGACACCUUCACCAUCUAUGCCAUUGACCUGGGGCCUCUGACCAAGAUCCGGAUUCGCCAUGACAACUCGGGCAACAGACCAGGCUGGUUCCUGGACAGAAUAGACAUCACGGACAUGAACAACGAGAUCACGUACUACUUCCCAUGCCAACGAUGGCUGGCGGUGGAGGAGGAUGAUGGCCAGCUGUCCCGGGAGCUGUUGCCGGUGGACGAGUCCUAUGUGUUACCAAGCGAGAAUGAGGAGGGAGGGGGAGGUGGUGACAGCAACCCCCUCGACAGCCUGGCCCUGGAGCAGAAAGACAAAUCUACCACAUUCUCCGUGACCGUAAAGACUGGGGACAAGAAGAAUGCAGGCACGGAUGCCAAUGUCUUCAUCACGCUCUUUGGCACACAGGACAACACUGGAAUGACCCUCCUGAAAUCCUCCAAGACCAACAGCGACAAGUUUGAAAGGGACAGCAUCGAAAUCUUCACAGUGGAGACGCUGGACCUGGGAGAUCUGUGGAAAGUCAGGAUUGGUCAUGACAACACAGGCAAGGCUCCAGGCUGGUUUGUAGACUGGGUAGAGGUGGACGCCCCGUCUCUUGGGAAGUGCAUGACGUUCCCCUGUGGCCGCUGGCUGGCGAAGAAUGAGGAUGACGGAGCAAUCGUCAGGGACCUCUUCCACGCAGAGCUGCAGACAAGGUUGUACACACCAUUUGUCCCUUAUGAGAUCACCCUGUAUACCAGCGACGUCUUCGCUGCUGGGACAGAUGCCAACAUCUUCAUCGUCAUCUAUGGCUGUGAUGCAGUGUGCACCCAGCAGAAGUACUUGUGCACCAACAAGAGAGAGCAGAAGCUGUUCUUUGAGAGGAAGUCAGCCUCCCGCUUCAUUAUGGAGUUAGAAGACGUGGGGGAAAUCAUUGAGAAAAUUCGGAUUGGCCAUGACAAUAUGGGCCUGAAUCCUGGCUGGCACUGCUCCCACGUGGACAUCCGCAGGCUCCUCCCAGAUAAAGAUGGGACAGAGACCUUGACUUUCCCUUGUGAUCGAUGGCUUGCCACGUCAGAGGACGACAAGAAGACCAUUCGAGAACUGGUCCCUUAUGACAUCUUCACUGAGAAAUACAUGAGAGAUGGGUCCUUAAGGCAAGUCUACAAGGAAGUGGAGGAACCUCUGGACAUUGUGCUGUACUCGGUGCAGAUCUUCACAGGAAACGUUCCUGGGGCAGGGACGGAUGCCAAGGUCUACAUCACCAUCUACGGAGAUCUGGGGGACACCGGGGAGCGGUACCUUGGCAAGUCAGAGAACCGUACCAACAAGUUCGAGAAAGGAACGGCGGACACGUUCAUCAUCGAGGCCGCUGACCUGGGCGUCAUCUACAAGAUCAAGCUCCGCCACGACAACAGCAGGUGGUGUGCAGACUGGUAUGUGGAGAAGGUGGAGAUCUGGAACGACACCAACGAGGACGAGUUCCUGUUCCUGUGCGGGCGCUGGCUGUCCCUGAAGAAGGAAGACGGGCGGCUUGAGAGGCUCUUCUAUGAGAAGGAGUACACAGGGGACCGAAGCAGCAACUGCAGCAGCCCCGCGGACUUCUGGGAGAUCGCCCUGAGCUCCAAGAUGGCCGACGUCGACAUCGCCACAGUGACGGGGCCCAUGGUGGACUACGUGCAGGAGGGCCCGGUGAUUCCCUACUAUGUGUCGGUCACCACCGGGAAGCACAAGGAUGCAGCCACUGACAGCCGGGCCUUCAUCUUACUCAUUGGGGAGGACGAUGAACGCAGCAACCGCAUCUGGCUGGACUUCCCCCGGGGGAAGAAGGGCUUCAGCUGUGGCUCCGUGGAGGAGUUCUAUGUUGCAGGCUUGGAUGUGGGCAUCAUCAAGAAAAUAGAGGUGCUCUAUGAGAUGACAGUGUGGACCGGUGAUGUGGUUGGCGGGGGUACAGACUCCAAUAUCUUUAUGACCCUCUACGGCAUCAAUGGCAGCACAGAGGAAGUGAAGCUGGACAAAAAGAAGGCCAGAUUUGAGCGGGAGCAGAAUGACACUUUCAUCAUGGAGAUCCUGGACAUUGCUCCGUUCACCAAGAUGCGGAUCCGAAUUGAUGGCCUGGGCAGCCGGCCCGAGUGGUUCCUGGAGAGGAUCCUCCUGAAGUGCAUGAAUACUGGAGACCUGACCAUGUUCUACUAUGGAGACUGGCUGUCCCAGCGGAAGGGCAAGAAGACCCUCGUGUGUGAGAUGUGUGCUGUCAUUGAUGGGGAAGAGAUGAUGGAGUGGACCUCCUACACUGUCUCAGUCAAGACCAGUGACAUCCUGGGAGCAGGCACCGAUGCCAAUGUGUUCAUCAUCAUCUUCGGGGAGAAUGGGGACAGCGGGACACUGGCCCUGAAGCAGUCAGCCAAUUGGAACAAGUUUGAGCGGAACAACACAGACACAUUCAACUUCCCUGACAUGCUGAGCCUGGGCCACCUCUGCAAGCUGAGGGUCUGGCAUGACAACAAAGGGAUCUUUCCUGGCUGGCAUCUGAGCUACAUCGACGUGAAGGACAACUCGCGUGAUGAGACCUUCCGCUUCCAGUGUGACUGCUGGCUCUCCAGGAGUGAGGGAGACAGGCAGACGCUCCGUGACUUUGCCUGUGCCAACAAUGAGAUCCGUGAUGAGCUGGAGGAGACCACCUACGAGAUCGUCAUUGAAACAGGCAACGGAGGUGAAACCAGGGAGAACGUCUGGCUCAUCCUCGAAGGCCGGAAGAACCGAUCCAAAGAGUUUCUCGUGGAAAAUUCUUCCCGACAACGGGCCUUUAGGAAGGGGACCACAGACACGUUUGAGUUUGACAGCAUCUUCUUGGGGGACAUUGCCUCCAUCUGCGUGGGCCACCUUGCCAGGGAGGACCGGUUCAUCCCCAAGAGAGAGCUGGUCUGGCAUGUCAAGACCAUCACCAUCACGGAGAUGGAGUACGGCAAUGUGUACUUCUUCAACUGUGACUCCCUCAUCCCCCUGAAGAGGAAGAGGAAGUACUUCAAAGUAUUUGAGGUCACCAAGACAACUGAGAGCUUCGCCAGCAAGAUCCAGAGCCUGGUGCCAGUCAAGUAUGAGGUCAUCGUGACGACGGGCUAUGAGCCAGGGGCAGGCACCGAUGCCAAUGUCUUCGUGACCAUCUUUGGGGCCAAUGGGGACACAGGCAAGCGGGAGCUGAAGCAGAAAAUGCGUAACCUCUUCGAGCGCGGCAGCACCGACCGCUUCUUCCUGGAGACGCUGGAGCUGGGCGAGCUGCGCAAGGUUCGAGUGGAACAUGACAGCAGCGGCUACUACUCGGGCUGGCUGGUGGACAAGGUGGAAGUCACCAACACCAGCACUGGCGUGGCCACCAUCUUCAACUGCGGCAGGUGGCUGGACAAGAAGCGGGGGGACGGGCUCACCUGGAGAGACCUCUUCCCUUCCGUCUGAGGGGCUGGAGGUCCUCCCUCUGACUCCUUCACCAAGAUGCUCCUGACCUCCACCUUGGGUUUCAGCAGUCUUUUCUCAAAGCCCCCUGGAGUGGGACUGGGGUCCAGAAGGGUGGGCUGGAACUUCACGUUCUCCGGACGCCACUGUGGGUGACUACUUGAGGCGUCCUGCCCUUCCCCAGUCUCCCAGACCUACAGGAAUCCAUCAACGUGUGUCAUAAUCCUGUGUGGUACUGAAAUAACCUUCCGUGUUUUUCUUUUCCAAUAACAGCAACAAACCAGGCUGAGACUUGCUGCCAAGUGUGGAUGGGAAAUUGGGGCUUCACCCAGGGGAUAGAAGUGGGGAAGAAGAGGCCAUCGAG
This is a messenger RNA of Mustela erminea (ermine), 7018 nucleotides long. RefSeq names its product lipoxygenase homology domains 1 (gene LOXHD1). Gene Ontology annotation, molecular function: protein binding. The transcript is spliced from 40 exons. The record is from RefSeq and is a predicted model, not a curated record. The coding region runs from base 1 to 6657 and encodes 2218 amino acids. NCBI's taxonomy places the organism in Eukaryota, Metazoa, Chordata, Mammalia, Carnivora, Mustelidae.